Diabrotica balteata is the source of this 642-nucleotide messenger RNA. NCBI's taxonomy places the organism in Eukaryota, Metazoa, Arthropoda, Insecta, Coleoptera, Chrysomelidae. The record is from the annotation of a GenBank genome assembly.
AUGUGCCACAUUGAAAAUGCUAAAGGGCACUGGAAGAGACUUCGACAAACAUUCCUAAAAAAACUUGCGGAAGAACCAGUUAAAAGAUCAGGUGACGGAGCUGAUGACGAAACCAAUAUAUCAGAAUGGCCUUAUUUUAAUUCACUUUUGUUUCUGAAAGAUAAUUGUACGCCUCCAGAAACUUCAGGCCAUUUUCUGGCUCAUGAAGAGAGGGUUUCCCCUGUGUCUGAUUAUUUAAUUAAGAUCGAGGACACAUUUGUAAGCGAUGUUGAAAUGUCAUCACAAACUAGUUCCACUCCAACUUCAAGGCCAGGAACACCUCCUAGUAGUCCAACCCUUAUACAAAAACCUAGCAAAAUUCGAAAAGCAAAAUCAAAGCAAUCUAUUGGAGAUACCUUCAUUAAAGCAGAAACCGAAAAAUUUGAAUAUUUGGGACGCAAAGAAGAAGACGGACAGAAAAGGAACAUACUGGAAGAAGAAAGAGCUUUACAAAGGCAGAUGGUAGAUGAAGAUGAGGCAUUUUUCAACAGCAUACUUCCUCAUGUUAGGGCAUUGGACCCUAAAACAAAAAUUAAUUUUCGAAUAAAUGUGCUCCAGCUGUUAAAUGAUGUGUUACCAACGCCUUCCACGUCUUCUGAAUGA